This is a messenger RNA of Helianthus annuus (common sunflower), 953 nucleotides long. RefSeq names its product serine/threonine-protein kinase STY13-like. The record is from RefSeq and is a predicted model, not a curated record. Gene Ontology annotation, molecular function: protein kinase activity; ATP binding. The transcript is spliced from 5 exons. Gene Ontology annotation, cellular component: plasma membrane. Lineage: Eukaryota; Viridiplantae; Streptophyta; Magnoliopsida; Asterales; Asteraceae. Gene Ontology annotation, biological process: protein phosphorylation. Bases 270 to 857 code for a protein of 195 amino acids.
UUGUAAUGCAGUUUAUUGAAAGGCCUCAAAUUUAUCCUUUCUUUUAUUUUUACUUCAUCUUCAUGUGUAUAUAUUAGUUCUUAUAACUUUUAAUAUGCCUUUUUCCUUGCCUAUAACAAUUAUGGGUAUGUCAAUUUUACAUAAAAUUACAGGAAAAGAGUUCAUAAAUAUAGGAUCAAAAGUAAGUAAUUAUUUUUAUCCGCAAAAGGCCUCAAUUCUUUCGUCUGCUUUGGGCGGCCAAAGCAGUUGAGCCGGCCCUGAAACCGAAAAUGCUCAAAUUGGGAUGUGAAGAGGCCGGGGUAAGUUACCCGCAUUCCCAUAAGAUUGUACACAGAGAUGUGAAGACUGAAAACGUGUUGUUAGACAAAACCAGAACCGUUAAAAUUGCUAAUUUUGGGGUUGCACGUGUUGAAGCAUCUAACCCAAAUGACAUGACCUAUGAAACUGGGACCCUUGGCUAUAUGGCCCCUGAGGUACCGAAUGAGAAUCCGUAUAAUAGAAAGUUUGACGUGUACAGUUUUGGCAUUUGUUUAUGGGAAAUAUAUUGUUGCAAUAUGCCAUACCCUGACCUUAGUUUCUCGGAAGUAACUUCCGCUGACGUUCGCCAGAAUCUAAUGCCCGACAUUCCAAGGUGUUGCCCGAGUUCUCUUUCUAAUGUUAUGAAACUAUGUUGGGAUGCAAAUCCCGACAAACUACCCGAAAUGGACAAGGUUGUUAGGAUGUUAGAGGGAAUUGAUACAACGAAAGGCGGAGAUAUGAUUCUGGGUGAUCAAGCUCAGGUUGUCUUUGCUUCCGGAAGUAUCGCGGGCCUUAAAGACUUGUACCAUGUGUUGAGAAGAUGGUACACUUAUAUUUGAAUAUCGAAAGGUUUUGUUAAGUUGAAAAACUAAGUACGAAAAUUUAAUAGAUUCCUUAAAGUAUGAGUAUUUUAGAUGGUGGAUGGGUUAGACUUG